CAUUGACUCGCCGCACGCGUGUGCUUUGUGUGUGCUGUCACGGGCCCCCAACUCUCUUUUUCGUCCUGUGCGUUGUGUGUGUUUAGUUUUGCCGUUUAAUUUUGGAUAUCUACCGUUAUGAGACGAUGCAUACACCAGAUGAAGCAAAGGGCAUGACCGCCAACCCGCCACUUUCCCUCGCAAACACAUCACUGCCCAGCCCAGACGAACAAAAUCUGAGUAAUAGCAUAAAAUGCAUUCAAGAAGGGUUGGAGGAGUUGGGCACCGGACCACAAGGAGUAGUGACUGAUUCUUCAUCUGAUAAUUCACCCACUGUCGAUCACACGGUUGUUGAAAGAGGAUCAUGGGUUGAAGGACUUUUAGGCUGUCUUAGGCCUGUAUUUACAAUCAUCAAUAAAGCUACCUCUAAUGAAAUCAAGGCUUCUCAUCAUGAUGACUGGGAAAUCCCUUUUGAAAGUAUUAGUGACCUCGAGUGGCUAGGGUCUGGAGCCCAAGGAGCUGUUUUCAGUGGUAAACUAAAAAAUGAGACUGUUGCUGUUAAAAAAGUUAGAGAACAAAAGGAGACUGACAUUAAGCACCUUAGAAAACUUAAUCAUCCGAAUAUAGUACAAUUCAAAGGAGUGUGUACUCAAGCCCCAUGCUAUUGCAUUGUAAUGGAGUACUGCCCAUAUGGGCCACUAUACAACCUCUUAAAAGACGGCGAAGAAAUCUCACCAGAAAGACUCAUCUCGUGGGCAAAACAAAUCGCAUCAGGAAUGCUUUAUCUUCAUUCGAAUAAAAUUAUACACAGAGAUCUUAAAAGUCCAAAUGUACUUAUAGGAGAACAAAAAUGUGUAAAAAUAAGUGAUUUUGGAACAUGUCGACAAUGGAAUGAAAUCAGUACAAAAAUGAGUUUUACUGGAACAAUCGCCUGGAUGGCACCUGAAGUAAUCAGAAAUGAACCUUGUUCAGAAAAAGUCGAUAUUUGGUCUUAUGGUGUUGUAUUAUGGGAGCUGCUUACCUGCGAGACACCUUACAAAGACGUUGACUCGUCUGCGAUAAUCUGGGGGGUCGGAAGCAAUUCUCUUCAGCUGCCGAUUCCUUCUUCGUGCCCUGAGGGAUUCAAGCUCCUUAUGAAACAGUGUUGGUCUCCGAAGCCUAAAAAUAGGCCGUCUUUUAAGCACAUCCUUCAUCAUCUCGACAUCGCAGCAUCAGAUGUGAUAACAAGCACUCCUGAAAAGUAUUUUCGUACGCAGGCCACUUGGAAACAAGAAGUAAGAGAUCAAAUGUCAAAAAUAGAGACAAAUAAGAGCAAUCAGAUGCCAAGAUUUGACGAAGUUGACCUCAUUAAAAAAAGAAAUGAUGAAUUGAAACAUGCUCAAGAUAUAAGACAACAUUAUGAAAGAAAACUAGGAAGAGUAAAUGAUCUCUAUACAGCCCUUGCUACUGCUUUCAUAGAACUUGAUGAAAGGGAAAGAGAAAUAAGAAAGUUAGAAAAAUCUCUUAAAGGAAAAAAGAGGUGUCCAAAGAUAACAGCAAAAAUGCAAACUGAGAGGUACAGGAAACGUGAAGAAGAAGUACACUGUACUACAUCUUUAGCUUUGUCAAGAGAACUACUUUCGCCUCAGAAAGAAGCUUGUGGUGGAAAAUCUUCACUUUGCGCUCAAAUGGGGUCGAAUGGAAUUGUUCAAACAUUCUCAAUUCCACUUCGUCCAAGGAGAAUGAGGCCAAGACGAGCUGUGAUAGCAGCUGACUACUGGGAUCUCACCAAUGAGUAUGAGUAUGAUGCCCCUGUGGAUAUGGAUUGUUCAACAAGUGAGGCGGAUAGAAACUCAAGGAGAAUUAGCGACAGGACAAGCAGUGGUAUUUCAGUAGGUGAUAGGCUUAGCGGUAGUGCUUUUACGAGUUCUCAAACCCAGACAGACAGCACGCCUAUGGAAAUUGGAUCCGGCGCCAGUUCUGUAGCUGAAUCCAGGUUACCGAGCCCAACGGAUAGCAUCAAUGGAAAUGUCAGGCAACCAGAUCAAAUAGACACUUACAUACAUGACUAUGAGAAUUACAAUGAAACCGAGCUCAACUGUAACACAAGGUUGAGUGAUGAUGAUCACCUAGAAACACUAGGAAGAAAAGUUAACGAAAUGAUCCUGACGAAUGGUAACUGUGUUGGGAUUGAAGACAGUUCAAGUCGUGAAGAUGAUGAACCUCCACAUCUCCCAUACUCAUACGGGCUUAGAAGAAAAAGUGCUGGCCGAAGACCCAUUGGCCCAGGAUGUAGGAUCAGGAGAUUUAAAUGCAUGCCUGUAACAGCACACUCUGAUGAAGAGAACACAUCCGAGCGAAGUCAUAGCAGGAGCUCAACCUUAGAAAGCAACCCUCCUGCUAUACCAAUUAAGAGGUCAGGCAGUGAUAGGAGUUCUGAUUCCGAUUCAGAUGAACCGAGUGAAGCAACUGUUGCCUCAAUGGUAACCAAUACCUUUGCCAUAGCCUGAAUAGAUUAAUUUUAUGUAAAUAGUGUGAUUUUAUGUAUUAUAAAUAAUAGAACAUACUGCAUUAUCAUAUUGAUAACAUAAGGAUUUCCUUUGUGUACAAUAAUUAUAUAUAUUGUAGAUUAUAUAAUUUUAUAUGGAUUCUAUGUUUAUGAUUCAAUUUUUGUUAAUAUACUAUUAUUUUUUUAGACUUUUAUUGUAAACUAAUAACAAUAAGACUGUGAUUUUUAAGCAUUCCUUUUAGAUGGUUACUUAUUAUCGAUGAUUUUUUUAAUUUUAUUUUUUAUUGUAAAUAAGAGAGAUAAAGGCUCAUAUAUUUUGUGGCCAUUUCACCUGUAAUUUGCUCACUAUGGCAAUUUCAUAAGUUAAUUUUUUAUAAGGAAUAAGUUCAUUUAAUUUUUUUUUUUUGAAAAGUAUGUUUAUUUUCAAUGUUUUACAUAUUCAGUAAAUUACUGGUAACAAACACUGCAUUAUUUUCUUUUUUGUAAGUGCAAUAUUAACCAUAAAUGUAAAACAAAACAAAAUAAAACGAUAAAUGAUGGAUUAAAAUUUAAAAAAUAAAACUUAUAUGCAUAAAAAACAUAUUUUAGAAUAGUGAACAUGCAAUUUAAAGUAAAUCUUAAAUAGUAAAAUGCAUUUUUUUUUCUUUUUGCAAUUUGCAACAAUUAGUCCAAUUUUAUUUAAUAGAAUUCCUCAUGUAAUAAGUUUUGCCAAUUUGAAUCAACUUGAUCUCAGAUAAGGCAGUGAUAUUUUUCUAGAAAUUUGAUUAGUCCAUCCAAAUGUUUUUUGUAUGUUCAUUUUAAAUUUAUUUGAAAUUAAAAUUUAUACUUUCCAUUGUGAAAUAGAAAAUAGUUUAAAAAAUGUAAUAUAAAGUUUUUCAGUCGUGAUAGUUUGUUAUUAAAAAUAUUGUUGAUAAGAAACUAGUUUAAAAAUAUUGGCUUCAAUAUGUAGGUUAAAUGAAGUAUUGCCUACACAACUAUAUAUUCAAAAAGGCCUGAUUUCAAAACCAGUUUAAAAAAAUACUCAUAACAACCUAUGUUUAAUAAAUGUUAGUUAUAUUUUGUUCACUUUUGUAUGAUUAUUUAUACA
Cimex lectularius (bed bug) is the source of this 3554-nucleotide messenger RNA. It is a transcript of the gene wnd, whose product is annotated as mitogen-activated protein kinase kinase kinase 13-B. The coding region runs from base 126 to 2468 and encodes 780 amino acids. Gene Ontology annotation, molecular function: JUN kinase kinase kinase activity; ATP binding. The record is from RefSeq and is a predicted model, not a curated record. NCBI's taxonomy places the organism in Eukaryota, Metazoa, Arthropoda, Insecta, Hemiptera, Cimicidae. Gene Ontology annotation, biological process: JNK cascade; protein autophosphorylation. The transcript is spliced from 12 exons.